AUGAAGCUCGCGAUGAAGAACGUUUGUAUCGUGCUGUUGGUGAUUGUGUCGUUCUGUGGCCGCGCUCUUACGGUCCAGCGUUCAAACGAUGGCGGUGAUGAGGGCAGUCCGUUCCUGGAUAUGGCGACCGAGUUCCUGUCGACGCUCGGUAAUCAGCAACAGGGUGGCGGUGGUGGUGGUGGUGGUGGCGCUGGAGCAGCCGCUGGUCUUACGGGCAUAGCCUCGAUGCUCUUGCCACUGAUGGCCAAUGCGAAUGGUGGCGGAUCGGGUGGUAAAGCGAACAACGAUGGAAUGGGAGCGAUACUGUCCGGCCUGGGUUCGAUGUUGGCCGCUGGGGCUGGUGGUGGCGCCGGUGGUGGUGCUGGCGGCGGUGGUGGUGCAGGAUUCGAUCCGGCACUCAUCGGAAAUGUGCUGCAAAUGUUUGCCGGAGCGGCCAGUGGCGGUGGAGAUGAGGCAGAUGAACCGGUCAAGAGGCAGACAGCAGGAGGAGGCAAAAGGCAGAAGCGUAAGGCACCUGCGGCCGAACAAGGGAAUCCGAUGAUGGACACAAUGCUAUCGAUGGCUUCCACUUGGCUGGCGAACUACAACAAUGCCGACCAGGGUGACCAGGGCGGCUCGAAUAAUGGUGGUGGCGGAGCAGGUGGUGCGGAUGCUCUGCUCAAUCUGCUGCCCCUGGCCGUACAAGCAUUCCAAUCGUUCAGUGGUCCCGAAAUGGAACGGACCCAGGAACGGCACAAGGAUCACUCGUGGGUGCUGCCACCGUUCCUCGAGAAUCUGCACGUCAUGUGGGAUCAGUUCACGCAGUCCGAACUGGCUGGCGCUCUCUGGACGAAGCUGGGCCUUAAUAACGUCUUCAAGGGAUUCGUUGGACGCGAUGGGAAGCUGGCCUACGAUAAGCUGUUCGAGUCGCUCCAGAAUCAAUCGUUCCGUCGGCGCUGGAUUAAGGCGGCCACCAUCUACCUGGCCGAAUGGGCCACGUACAUCGCUAAUCCGGAGGUGUAUCAAAAGUACGUCGCUACCGGACAGAUGAUGGCUAACGGGUUCCUGCAGUCCCAGGGCUACCCGAAGCAAACGUUCCUCGACAUUGGCCGGCCGAGUGAGACGAUCUCGAACCUGAUCGAUCACAUUGCCAAGAAGCAUCUGUCGGUGAAGAUAUCGUCGAUCCAGUACGUGAAACCGGCCGUAAACUACGUGAAGGAUCUGCUGAAGCUUGGCAAAGCGAAACAGUUCCUGCAGCAGUACAAUGUGACCGAGAUGACGGACAAGCUAACCGAUACGCUUAACCUGGAGGUGAUCGAACCAGUCCUGAAGGUGCACCGUGCGUACCGGCAAGCGAUCGCUAAUCCGCACUGCGAUAAGUACAUCCUGUGUGAGAUCAACUCGCACGAUCCGAACGAAAAGCUGGGUCUCGGUGGCUUCAAACGGGGUGUUACGCGUUUCGGUAGUAUGGCCGCUGCCUGGUUCGUGGCCCAGGAAACCCAAACGCCGUUCUGGACGCUGUUCGCCAUUAUCAAUGAUCCGAACCACUGUGACAUCAAGUAUCCGGUCGAUUGCGUAGAGUAUCAUGAGAGCGAACAUCGCGUUACGACCGAGUAUCCGCACAGUGAGCUGUGA
Messenger RNA from Anopheles aquasalis, 1614 nucleotides. RefSeq lists its product as uncharacterized. Lineage: Eukaryota; Metazoa; Arthropoda; Insecta; Diptera; Culicidae. The record is from RefSeq and is a predicted model, not a curated record.